Molecule: messenger RNA, 618 nt
Organism: Protopterus annectens (West African lungfish)
Lineage: Eukaryota; Metazoa; Chordata; Ceratodontiformes; Protopteridae
Product: mitogen-activated protein kinase 12-like
Exons: 3
Coding region: 313-618 (101 amino acids)
Biological process (GO): intracellular signal transduction; protein phosphorylation
Cellular component (GO): nucleus; cytoplasm
Molecular function (GO): ATP binding; protein serine/threonine kinase activity
Source: RefSeq, a predicted model, not a curated record
GGAGAGACAAAGAGAGAGAGAGUGAAAGAAGAUCGGCAGGAGGGAGCAAGGGGGAGAGAGAGAGAGUGUACGGGAAGUUGUCACAAAGGGAAUCCUGAAGCCUGAUGUUUGCUAUUGAGCAAGUAAAGCAAUGCUGUGCUCAUUACAGUGAUCAAAAGUGAAUGGGGACUCACUGUGUUCGUUUCCCAAAGCCUGAAAGCACAACAAAAGCAGAAACUGUGAAAGGAAACAGGAUACUGCCAAACAUAUCUUUAUCAGUAAAUCAUAAAAGCAGGAUUUGCUGUCUUCUUUUAUUUAUCUAGGGACAGAAAUAUGACAUCAAAGAAAACCUUUUACCGUCAGGAAAUCAAUAAAACCAUGUGGGAUGUGUUGGAUAGGUAUAAAGAUCUUAUACCAGUUGGGUCAGGUGCUUACGGGACUGUUUGCUCAGCAAUUGAUAAGCGAACUGGUACCAAAGUAGCCAUCAAGAAACUUUACCGUCCAUUCCAGUCAGAUCUGUUUGCAAAACGGGCUUACAGAGAACUGAGGCUCUUGAAACACAUGAAACAUGAGAAUGUUAUUGGACUUCUGGAUGUAUUCACACCAGAUACAUCACUGGAAAAGUUUACCGACUUGUAA